Vollenhovia emeryi is the source of this 1694-nucleotide messenger RNA. Its product is annotated as gastrula zinc finger protein XlCGF57.1-like. The record is from RefSeq and is a predicted model, not a curated record. Bases 1 to 1275 code for a protein of 424 amino acids. NCBI's taxonomy places the organism in Eukaryota, Metazoa, Arthropoda, Insecta, Hymenoptera, Formicidae. Gene Ontology annotation, cellular component: nucleus. The transcript is spliced from 6 exons.
AUGUGCAUAACGUGGAACCGAAGGAAUGCAAAGUGUUCGCGUGUGCGAAAAGUAACUGAACGCCGGAUCGUGCAUGCAAUUGAUCUUGUUCUGCCGCUCUUGGAGGUGUCUAUCCUGUCCAGCCUCGCGAGCAAGAGUCGACUUCAGUUACGACCCACGUACGGAUCGCGGGAGCCGCAAGACGCAAUGCCAUUGAUGUCGCUAACGCCGCUAACGCCGCUCGUGUGCCCGCAAUGCGGGCGAACGUACAAGAUGAAGCGCAACCUGAAGACCCAUAUGAAAUUCGAGUGCGGCGGCCAGAGGAACUUUAUGUGUCACUUGUGCCCGUCUAAGUACACGCAGAAUAUCAGUCUGCGUCGUCAUCUUUUACAGAGACACAAUCUCUAUAUGCCGCCAAAGUUCUCGGUACCUAAGCAGCCGCUGUCGGUUGCCACGCGGGGCUUCGUAGAUGAAACCCUCAAGAAUAAUGUGGUCUUCACUUGCCAUCAGUGCGGCAGAACGUAUCAAAUAAGACACAAUCUACUGAAACAUCUGAGAUACGAAUGCGGCGGGCAGAAGCACUUCGCAUGCUCGCUGUGUCCUUCUAGAUAUACCCAAAACGGCAAAUUGCGACAGCAUAUGCUGAACGCACACAACGUUAUCGUGCCCCCGCGAAAGAGUUUUUACGAGAGCUUCCAGCCUCCAGAAAAUCCUGCGGCCUACGGUCGAAAAGCUUACGCCACGCCCACGAAGAUCGCCAAAGUUAGAACGAGUGCGAGGUCUCCCGGCAACGCUGAAGAUCAGACACUCCAGUGUUCCGCCUGCGGGAAAAGGUACUCACUGAAGCACAACUUGGCAAGACACGUGCGCUUCGAGUGCGGCGGUCAACGCAGGUUCUCCUGUCACCUCUGCCCGAACAAAGCAACGUGCAAGAGGGCUCCGCGGGAAGAUGAUGCCGAGGACAAGUGGAGAAUUGGAAGAACCUGUGCCAAAAACGCAUCCCAAAGAUCGGAGUAUCAUCGGGUUGAAGAUAGACUAGACAUCAAACUCGCCAUGAAACUCGCGCAACAACCAGGUUUCUUGGGAUCCCGCUUUACGUGUCGGAAAUGUGGACGGGGCUACACGAUGCUCUGCAAUCUGCGCAGGCACAUGAAAUGGGAAUGCGGCGGAAAACGCUAUUUCCCGUGCUACUACUGCAGCAAAAGUUUCACCCAGAAAACGAGCCUACAACGGCACUUAACGGGGGUCCAUAAUAUCGACAUCGUCAAUGGGACAGAACCUAAUCUCAUGUUGUAGACCGUUUACCGUUAUAGAUACAUCCCAGAUCCUAAUCACGAUUCCUAAGAAACUAGAAGAUAUGUGAUCGACCAUGACUCUCCAGCUUAAAAUAAUCCAUCCGUUUGAUCCCUCCUUUUUCUCCCUUGACAAGUUAGUCAUUAAUCAAUGAUUAAUAGAUUCAAUCGUUGAAGACAGAUUAAGCGGCUCGAUGUCGCUUUAAGUGUGCAAUUGAGUUAUUCAGCCGAUCGUUCGAUCGAUCGGAUGAAAUUUUCGACGACGCGUCAAACUCCUUUUCGUGCCCUUUCUCGAGAAAUCGAGAGGUGUCGAAACGUGGUCGCGGGCUAGCGCGGAUCAGGUGUCGAUCGUUAAGACUCGCGUCUGGCGAUCUCGGUCAGCAGGGUGAGCUCACGACUAACACGACUGUCAUCUUCGUCUUC